AUGAUUCGAAAUGCUAUUGCUUUUCCGAAACGUUCUAUAAAUGAUAAAAAUAAAAAUGUACAAGUAAAUAAAGAACAAGAUCAACUAAUGGUAGAAACAAUAGCUGAAAAUCAUCAAACAAUUUCGAAAAAGAAAGAUUCAGAAGCUUCUAUGGAAGAGUCUUCAGAUGAUUCAACAUCAUAUCCGAAUUAUAGUUUUUCAUAUGAAGUAAGAGAUCCGAAUACAGGUGAUGAUAAACAACAUGAAGAAAAACGUGAUGGUGAUUUUGUUCAAGGUCAAUACUCUUAUAUUGAACCUGAUGGUAGCCGUCGUAUUGUUGCAUAUCAAUCAAAUGGUACUGAAGGUUUUAAUGCUAUUGUUUUAAAAAUUAAUGCAUCCGAAUUAGUAUUACCGUUGGAAGAAAGUUCUGAUAGUACACAUAGUGAUAUUCAACAAGAAUAUGAAAUACCAUCAAAACAUAAAGAUUGUGUUGAACAAUUUUCUAAUAUUCAAACAGAAAAUCCUGAAAUCACUCAAUCAUCUGAAAAUCAAAUUCCAAAUGAAAGUAAAACAUAUAUGGAAGUUGAAGCAUUACAAGAACAACAUUCAGGAUAUAAAACAAAAGAAAAUAAUAAUAAAAAAUUAUCUGGACAAGCAGCAGAAAGGGAAUCUGAAAUAGAGAAAGAUCAUAUAGAAUUUGAAUCACAAACUAUGAUUAUGAAUUAUGAAGAUGAAAUAAAAGAAAUUACAGAAUCACCAAAAGCAUAUGAAUUGAACGAAGAAUCAAAUAAUGUACAAAGUUCUGAAAUAAGAAAUUCAAAUGAAAAUCAAGCCUAUCAUAAUGAAGUGCAAGAACCACAACAACAUUUUGCAUAUCCAAUGGCAAUUAUGCAUACUCAUGUAUAUCCAAUGCCUCUUCUACUAAAAUUGAUACCAGCUACAUCUAACCUAGAAAAUCAAACUACAAAUAUUAGUAAAAGAUCAAAAAAGACUCGCAGACAUAAUGUACCAAAUAGUAAAACACGUAAGUUACGCGUUUCAUACAAAUUAAAUGAACAUGAAAAUCAAUCACAAAUUCCAUCUAGAAAAGUAAAUGAUAUUAGAAAACGUGGUACUGAAAUCAAACAAGAAAAUGGUGGUCAUCAUUUUGAAACUUAUUGGUAA
This is a messenger RNA of Condylostylus longicornis, 1143 nucleotides long. RefSeq lists its product as uncharacterized. NCBI's taxonomy places the organism in Eukaryota, Metazoa, Arthropoda, Insecta, Diptera, Dolichopodidae. Gene Ontology annotation, cellular component: extracellular matrix. The record is from RefSeq and is a predicted model, not a curated record. The coding region runs from base 1 to 1143 and encodes 380 amino acids. The transcript is spliced from 2 exons.